UUGCAAUAUUUUUAAGAAUUCUCUCGUAAAUUACUUUUUCAUAUUUAAAGAUAACUGUGAAUACAGUUAAUUAUUGCAUAAUCAUCAAUUGUAACAUUCGAUUUGAAAUCUUUACUUUCUGAAUAUUAAAAUAAUAUUAUGUAAUACAUAGAAUCUAAAAAAAUAUCAAUUUAUAGGCUUGAUUAAAAUUGUCAUAAUUGUAUUAUUAAAAAUGGCAUCUAAUUGGGAAGAAUUUUAUACCAGGAAUCCAAAACCAGCGGAUCUAAAUGAAAGUGAAAGGCUUUUAAAAAACUUUGUAGAAAAACAUGCUAAAGAAAAUGUGAAAGUAGUAUUAGUAACAAGUGGUGGUACAACAAUUCCAUUGGAACAUAAUACAGUUCGAUUUGUUGAUAAUUUUAGUGCUGGAACAAGAGGUGCAAUUUCAGCUGAAUAUUUUCUAAAUUAUGGUUAUGCUGUUAUUUUUAUGCAUAGGCUUAAAUCAGUGGAGCCCUUUUCAAGACAUUUUUCAGGAUAUAAGUGUUUAGAUAUGUUAGAAAUGACAACUACAAAUAAUACUCUCUCAAUAUCAGUUAUCCCAGAGCAAGUUGAUAAAGUAUCGUCAAUUUUAAAAAAAUAUAAAGAUACUUUGAGGCAAAACAAGCUACUGUCAAUAAGUUUCACUACCCUUUCGGAGUAUUUAUGGUUAUUAAGAAGCACAUGUCAAACUUUAGCUUCUCUGGAAAAUCAAGCUAUUUUGUAUUUGGCUGCUGCAGUAUCUGAUUUUUAUAUUCCUUCAAAUGAAAUGUCUGUACAUAAAAUAUCUUCAGAUGGACCUCCAUCUAUUCAUUUACAACUAGUACCAAAAGUUUUGAAACCUCUUGUUAAUCUGUGGGUUCCUAAAGCUUAUGUUGUGUCAUUUAAGCUUGAAACUGAUGAGAGUAUUAUUUUAAAGAAAGCUAGACAGGCUUUGGAAAAAUAUCAUCAUAAUCUGGUAAUAGCAAACAUGUUGCAAACACGUAGAACUCAAGUAAUCAUGGUAAGUGAAAAAGAUCAUGUUACUUUGUCACUCACUGAAGAACAAAUUUCCAAAGGAGAAGAGAUUGAAAACCUAAUAGUUUCUGAUCUUGUUAAAAAACAUGAAAGUUGGAUUCUCUCAGAAGAGAGUACAUAAAAA
Messenger RNA from Phymastichus coffea, 1153 nucleotides. RefSeq lists its product as uncharacterized. Gene Ontology annotation, biological process: coenzyme A biosynthetic process. The coding region runs from base 212 to 1150 and encodes 312 amino acids. The transcript has 6 exons. The record is from RefSeq and is a predicted model, not a curated record. Gene Ontology annotation, molecular function: phosphopantothenate--cysteine ligase activity. Lineage: Eukaryota; Metazoa; Arthropoda; Insecta; Hymenoptera; Eulophidae. Gene Ontology annotation, cellular component: cytoplasm; nucleus.